This is a messenger RNA of Prorocentrum cordatum, 1299 nucleotides long. Lineage: Eukaryota; Dinophyceae; Prorocentrales; Prorocentraceae. The record is from the annotation of a GenBank genome assembly.
AUGUCCCCGUUCGCGGUGGACGUGGGCCAGGAGCAGAGCCCGGGCUCGGGCCAUGCGGCCGCAGGGCCGCGCUCUGCGGCUCUCAGCGCGGGCUUUGCACGGCUGGUCGGGGAGAUGGACGCCGAGCUGCGCGUGGAGCUCAACUCGCGCAUCAAGCUCUUGGCCACCGAGCUCCGCAGCGAGAUCCUCAGUGAGGCUGCGGCGAAGGUCGCUGGGCUGGAGGCGAAGGCCAGCGCUGCCGAUGCCAGCUUGCAAUCCAGACUGCAGAGGUUGGCAGAAGACGUGGCCCUUUGCUUGUCGUCCAGGGAGGAGAGCCUCCAACUUGUGCAGAAGGUCUCCAGCCUGGAGGGCGACGUGAAAAUGAACUCGGGCAUACUGAGCGCCUUCCUGGACGAGCAGAGGAAGAAGGCCACUGUGACCGCGGUAGACGAGGUCGAGGCGGCUGUGCAGCUGGGGAUGUGUGUAGACCCGCGGGCCCCCAACCAGUCCAGGACUCCACCUGUGGCUCCGACGCAGGAAGGUAUCGGGCACACUCGGCCCAGCAGCGUCGGCCGCUCUCUUGCCAGUCACGGUCGGGACGCAGAGGCCGGGGGCGCGGAGGCAUCCCGCCCUGGGUUCGCGGACUACCCUGCCAAGGACAGGCUCCAGGGGCUGAUUUCCGCGAUCGACAGAGAGAGGUCCAUCGACAACGCACUGGACAAGCUCCAGAGGUCCACUUCCUUGGGGCCAGGCGCCAGGACAGAGGAUGAAAUGCCCGAGACGCGGGUAGCCGACUCAGCCUCGACGGUGCAACACCACUCGGGGCAGCAUGUGGAAGAUCCCCUCCACGCUUCGCGUGGUAAUUUCUCCGUGGCUUCGGUGGGCAACCCCCAGGGCACCUCCGCCAACGUGGCGGCGCCUGUGCGCAGGGACCAUCACGACCAGAGGCGCGCGGCGCUUGCGGACGGCACCGACAUGGCUACGCAGUCGUGGCCCGGAGCCGAGGCGCGCUGCUCGCAGAGCCCGGGUGCCGGUGCGGCGCCUUCCUCCGCAGCUCAAGCGGGGCAGCCCGCUUGGCACGGCGGCGUGCAGUGGCCGCUGCGCGGCAGCAUGCUGGCCGCGGCGCCCGGGCACCCCGUGCCGGGGCAGCCCGUGGCUGUGGGGCAGCCCGGCGCCCAGGCUGCGCCACCGCCGCGGCGUUCGGUGCAGCAGCUCGGCGGGUGCCCCGCGCAGGCAGGGCUGCAGUCCCGGAUGUCCGGGGGGGUGCCGCUGCGCGCGAGUGCAUACCCCGGCCCGAGCGGCUACACGAUCUACAGGUAG